AUGGCAACCAAGAAGAUUCUUGUGGUUUUUGGAGCCACCGGUGUUCAGGGAGGCUCAGUCGUCAAGGCAGUUCUCGGGGAUGCCAAAAUGAGAGAGAGCUGGACCGUCCGAGGAGUAACCCGUGAUGUGUCAAAGCCAUCCGCCAAGGAGCUGGAGUCACUGGGUGCCGAGACAGUAGCUGCCGAUUUGAACAAUACUUCCACGCUGAAAGGCGCCAUGAAGGAUGCUUAUGCGGUUUUUGCUGUUACCAAUUAUUGGGAGAGCAGGAGCGCUGAGGUCGAAAUGACCCAGGGAAAGGGUAUGGCAGACGCUGCCAAGGAAGCUGGAGUUCAGCAUUUCGUGUGGAGCAGCUUGCCUGAGGUCAAAGAGCAUUCUAAGGGCGUUCUCGAGCACGUCGAGCACUUUGAUUCCAAGGCCCACAUCGAGCAGUACAUCCGGAUAUCGGGGCUUCCUGCAUCCUAUUUUAUGCCUGGAUUCUACAUGUCCAACAUUCCGGGUGGGAUGUUCAGACAAGCACCUCCCAACAACGACUGGACAUUUGCUCUCCCAAUUCCUGGCUCUACACCAAUUCCACUUCUUAACACCGCCGAUGACACCGGGAAGUUCGUCAAAGGCAUCUUGAACAACCGCGAGAAGACACUCGGAAAGCGCAUCUACGGUGCUACAGACUAUUACACCAUUGACGAGAUUGUGAAGGAGUUCAAGGAACAAUAUCCUGAGGCUGGAAAGACCGCAAAGUCUGCUGAGUUACCUCAUGACGUCUUCAAAGGCAUCAUGAUGAAGACUGGAGCCCCAGAAAAGAGCGCCGAAGAGCUGUUGCAAAACAUGAGGUUGAUGAAUGAAUUUGGUUACUACUUCGGAGCUAGCUUGGAUGAAAGCCAUUCUAUCGUGAGCGAUAAAUUGACGACGUGGAAGGAGUUCAUGCAAAUGGCUCCAGCUUUUGCUGAAUUGAAGUAA
Molecule: messenger RNA, 957 nt
Organism: Hyaloscypha bicolor E
Lineage: Eukaryota; Fungi; Ascomycota; Leotiomycetes; Helotiales; Hyaloscyphaceae
Product: putative NmrA-like family domain-containing protein 1
Exons: 5
Coding region: 1-957 (318 amino acids)
Source: RefSeq, a predicted model, not a curated record